Phaethon lepturus (White-tailed tropicbird) is the source of this 6254-nucleotide messenger RNA. RefSeq names its product multiple PDZ domain protein (gene MPDZ). Bases 58 to 5988 code for a protein of 1976 amino acids. The transcript is spliced from 43 exons. Lineage: Eukaryota; Metazoa; Chordata; Aves; Phaethontiformes; Phaethontidae. Gene Ontology annotation, molecular function: protein binding. The record is from RefSeq and is a predicted model, not a curated record.
AAUAUUACAUCUUCCGUACAUUCCUCUAGUGAGUUCCCCCAGCUUCUCCAUCAUGGUAUGAACGUGGGGUCCUUGCCACAUAAUGAGUCAUACUUGUUGGCUCAGCAGAAUGGCAGCCCAGUUAAUGUGCUAGAAGCAUCGAUGAGAUCCAUUACUCCUCAGAUUAAUGGGAAGCCCUCUAGUGAUGACUUUGAGCAGCUAAUCAGAAGUAUGUCCCAGGGUCGUCUUGUUGAAACCAUCGAGCUUACUAAACCUUCCAGUGGUGGUCUAGGUUUCAGUGUCGUGGGACUCAAGAGUGAAAACAGGGGAGAACUAGGAAUAUUUGUGCAAGAAAUCCAGGAAGGAAGUGUGGCACAUAGAGAUGGAAAGCUGAAGGAAGCAGAUCAAAUCCUUGCUAUUAAUGGACAAGCCCUUGAUCAGACAAUUACACAUCAACAGGCUAUCAGCAUUCUACAGAAAGCAAAAGAUAAUGUCCAGCUAGUUGUGGCCAGGGGCACAUUGCCUCAGCUCAUCAGUCCUGUAGUUUCCCGGUCUCCAUCUGCUGCUAGCACAGUUUCAGCCCAUUCCAACCCGGUUCACUGGCAGCAUGUGGAGACCAUUGAGUUGGUGAAUGAUGGCUCAGGUCUGGGAUUUGGGAUAGUGGGAGGAAAAUCAACUGGAGUGAUUGUUAAAACCAUCCUCCCAGGAGGUGUGGCUGAUCAGCAUGGGAGAUUGUGUAGUGGAGACCACAUCUUGAAAAUUGGUGAUACAGACCUAGCUGGAAUGAGCAGUGAGCAGGUGGCACAAGUUCUGAGGCAGUGUGGAAAUCGAGUGAAACUGGUAAUUGCAAGAGGUCCUAUUGAGGAGCUUCCUCCACCAGCAGUCCCUCCAGGUACACCGGUACCCAUCUGCACAUCAGAGAAACACGCAGAUGCUUCUGUUGGUAACUGUGAAGAUGGGGAGAAAUUUAAUGUUGAACUCACUAAAAACAACCAGGGAUUAGGAAUAACUAUUGCUGGUUAUAUUGGAGACAAAACAUCAGAACCUUCUGGUAUCUUUGUGAAAAGCAUUACAAAAGGCAGUGCUGUUGAACAUGAUGGCAGAAUCCAUGUGGGAGAUCAAAUUAUAGUUGUGGAUGGAACAAAUCUUCAGGGUUUUACUAACCAGCAAGCAGUUGACGUUUUGCGGCACACGGGACAAACGGUUCGGCUCACUUUGAUCAGAAGAGGUCUUAAGCAGGAAAAUCAUAUUCAGCCCCAGGAGGACUUCAGUGCUGCUGUUGAGAAGGACUUACUGUUCCAAACAAUGGAUAGUAGCACAGCCAAAGACACAGUGGUAUUACUUGCUAAAUUGUCAGAGCAAGUGUUGAAAGCUCUGCACUGCAUUGCACUUCUGGCUGAACUGCUUCAAGACUUUGAUCCUGCAAAUCUUCAAAUAAUAACUACUGCAGAAGAAGCAGUUACGAAGGCAAAGUGGCAGAGGAUUAUGGGUUCGAAUUAUGAAAUAGUGGUGGCUAUAGUUAACAAAUUUAGUGAAAGCAGUGGGUUAGGGAUAAGCCUUGAAGCUACAGUGGGACAUCAUUUCAUCAGAUCUAUCUUACCGGAGGGGCCAGUGGGGCGAAGCGGCAAGCUGUUCAGUGGAGAUGAGCUGCUGGAAGUGAAUGAGAUCUCUUUGCUUGGAGAAAACCACAAGGAUGUGGUCAAUAUCUUGAAAGAACUGCCUCUUAAAGUGACAAUGGUGUGCUGUCGUCCAGUAGCUCCCCUCAUCGCUCACCCAGAAGUACUGGAGAGUCUAAGUCUGUCUGACAUUCAGCUCACAGAAAAGGCUCACAUAGACCUUGGAUUCAUUGGCUCGUCAGAUACAGAGGGAACAGCUUUGGAAAUAGCUGACGAGGGUCAGAGUAUGGAAGAGGUACAAAGCUCUUCUUUGGCGAUGUGGGAAACGGAAGUACAGCACAUUGAGCUGGAGAAAGGGAGUAUAGGACUUGGAUUUAGCAUAUUGGACUACCAGGAUCCCGUUGAUCCAGCAAACACUGUAAUUGUGAUUCGCUCAUUAGUUCCUGGGGGUGUGGCCGAGCAAGAUGGCAGACUUCUUCCUGGAGAUCGGCUUAUGUUUGUCAAUGAUACCAAUUUGGAAAACGGCAGCCUGGAGGAAGCGGUACAAGCACUGAAAGGAGCCCCAACAGGAACAGUUAAAAUAGGAGUUGCCAAACCACUGCCUCUUUCACCAGAGGAGGGCUGUGUCUCUGCUAAGGAAGAUUGCUUUUUCUACACUGCCCAGUCACUUGAGGAGGAGGGGCCAGCUGAUGCAGCCCUCUUCCAUGCUGAGCUGGCUCUGGUGGACUCCGGCGAGGCAGAUCUAGUGGAUGAGUCCACCUUUGAAUCGCAGUAUUCUCUAGAGAGUGACGUCUUCCAGGCUUCAGGGAUAUCUCUGCCUGGCAGUGCCUGUAGCGGUGAGCUGAACUACAGCUUCUCUCUUCCAUUGUCGACUCCCAAGUCUGUUGGAGAGGAAUGUUCAAAUGUUGCAGAUGAUUUCUGUGUAUCUGACAAGAAUGUGUACGGCAUGGAUGUGAAUCAGAGAGUGAGAGAGCAAAAGUCUGUAAUGGGCAAUGGCCUGGAAACUGCAACUAGUUUCGCUAAAAAGGAUCUUCUGCCUCUGGAUGUUUCGGAUACCAACCAAAAUGAAAGUGAAAAUGCAGCAACAUGGACUGGAUCUCAGACAACAGCAGAAAUUGCACUAAGUACAAGCCUUGCUACUAUCAUGCAGCUUGAUCCUACUGGAAAAGAUCAAGUGCUUUUAAUGGAAAAGAGAUGCCCACUGUCUUUGGAGGGAAGUUCCACAACUCCAAAUUCAGUCAAAAACGUGUAUGAGAAGACUAUCACUAUUGCAAAAGGAAAUUCAAGUCUAGGGAUGACGGUAAGUUCCAAUAAAGAUGGCUCAGGAAUGAUAGUCCGCAGCGUCAUCCAUGGAGGCUCAAUAAGUCGUGAUGGACGGAUUGGUGUGGGGGACUGCAUCCUAUCCAUUAAUGAAGAGUCAACCACUAACUUAACCAAUGCACAAGCCCGAGCUAUGCUAAGGAGGCAUUCGCUCAUUGGACCAGAUAUAAAUAUUACGUAUGUGCCAGCAGAAAAUUUAGACGAGUACAGGGCCAGUUUGGGACAACAGACAGAGGGAGCUGUGCCACUUGAACUUUUUCCUUCACAUACUGUGAGGGAACUCCCAGAGCUUCCAGAACGUGAAGAGGGCGAGGGAGAAGAAAGUGAACUUCAGAAUGCAGCUUUCAGUAACUGGAACCAGCCCAGAAAGGUUGAACUCUGGAGAGAGCCUAGCAAGUCACUGGGGAUCAGCAUUGUUGGAGGACGAGGGAUGGGGAGCCGCCUGAGUAAUGGAGAAGUGAUGAGAGGGAUCUUCAUCAAGCACAUCCUGGAAGACAGCCCGGCUGGCAAAAAUGGAACACUGAAAACCGGAGAUCGGAUUGUGGAGGUGGAUGGGAUUGACCUCAGAGAUGCCAGCCACGAGCAAGCUGUGGAAGCCAUACGGAAGGCAGGCAAUCCUGUAAUCUUUAUGGUACAGAGCAUUAUAAGCAGACCAAGGAACCCUUCCCUGCCUUUCCUGCAGAACAGUCUUUUCUGUAGAUCAGCUGUCUUCAGCAGCACUAACCCGUUUGCUGAUUCUUCUCAGUUCAGCACUAACAAGGCAUUCGAUCAGUCUGAUUUAGAGACAGAAAAGACUUCGCUUUGUAACUUGCCUGUGCCCCCUCCUUCAGCAUUUUCAGGAAUGAGCUGUGAUGUUGCACAGUCAUCUUCUAGCAGGGUCCCAGAGGAUGUGGAGAAGGAGGAUGAGUUCGGUUACAGCUGGAAAAAGAUUGUGCAGCGCUAUGGAAAUCUGCCGGGGGAGCUACACAUGAUUGAGCUGGAAAAAGGAAGGACAGGUCUGGGACUUAGUCUUGCUGGUAACAAAGACCGAUCCAGGAUGAGUGUCUUUAUAGUGGGAAUUGAUCCAAAUGGAGCAGCUGGCAAAGAUGGCAGGUUACAGAUUGCAGAUGAGUUACUAGAGAUAAAUGGGCAAAUACUCUAUGGAAGGACUCAUCAGAAUGCCUCCUCAAUAAUCAAAUGUGCACCAUCUAAAGUAAAAAUAAUUUUUAUCAGAAGUAAAGAUGCAGUAAAUCAGAUGGCUGUUUGCCCUGCAAAGUCAGUAGAGGCUUCACAGUGUACUUCAGGGACACUUCAACGUCAAGAGAUUGAUAUCAGUGCUGCAAAUUCCAGUGCUUGUUUUGACUUCAGUUCAUGUAAAAACCUUCAGUAUGUUGAACUCCCUAAGGAUCAAGGAGGCUUUGGAAUUGCCAUUAGUGAAGAAGACACAAUUAAUGGGGUGGUUAUUAAGAGCUUGACAGAUCAUGGUGCAGCAGCAAAGGAUGGACGAAUCAAAGUUGGAGAUCAGAUCCUGGCAGUGGAUGAUGAAAUUGUUGUGGGAUAUCCAGUAGAAAAGUUUAUUAGUCUCCUGAAGACAUCCAAAAAUAUGGUGAGGCUUACAAUCAACUCAGCAGAGACGGAUAGCCUGACUGCAGCCCCAGUCCCUUCCAGCACUGCCCCAGCAGAGAGGAGGAAUAUGCAGCCACCAGCAACUGUCCCCUCUUCUAACUCACCGGAACCAGAAGCAGUGAAAAACACAAGCAGAUCUUCAACUCCAGCCACAUUAACCUCUGACCCAGCUACUUGUCCCAUCAUUCCUGGAUGUGAAACAACCAUUGAUAUCUCCAAGGGGCGGACUGGUCUUGGUCUGAGCAUUGUUGGAGGAGCAGACACUUUGCUGGGAGCAAUUAUUAUCCAUGAAGUAUAUGAAGAAGGAGCAGCAUCUAAAGAUGGGAGACUGUGGGCUGGGGAUCAGAUAUUAGAGGUGUGGUGGUUUCUUUGGUCAUUUUUUUCGUCAUUCGCUAGUGAUACACACGAUGAAGCAAUAAAUGUCCUCCGGCAGACUCCCCAAAAAGUUCGUCUGACUGUGUACAGAGAUGAGGCCCAGUACAAGGAGGAAGACAUGUAUGAUGUACUGAAUAUAGAGCUCCAAAAGAAGCCUGGCAAAGGCCUUGGACUGAGUAUUGUUGGGAAAAGAAAUGAUACAGGGGUGUUUGUGUCAGACAUCGUCAAAGGAGGAAUAGCAGAUACAGAUGGGAGAUUGAUGCAAGGAGACCAGAUAUUGACAGUGAAUGGAGAAGAUGUUCGAAAUGCUAACCAGGAGGCUGUUGCAGCUUUGCUAAAGGUCAGUGAAGGAAGUGGCAGUCUCUCAUCAUUCAGUGUCCCGGUUUCUGGGUCCAGUGCACCUGAGGUCAUUGAAAGUGGUCUAAAGAAGAAUACCACAGCUUCUGAAAUACAGGGACUAAGAACAGUUGAAAUAAAAAAGGGACCUGCAGAUUCACUAGGAGUGAGCAUUGCUGGAGGUGUAGGAAGUCCUCUUGGAGAUGUUCCCAUAUUUAUUGCUAUGAUGCAUCCCAAUGGAGUUGCAGCUCAGACUCAGAAACUCAGAGUUGGGGACAGGAUUGUUAGCAUCUGUGGAACAUCUACUGAGGGCAUGACUCACUCCCAAGCUGUUAGUCUCUUAAAAAGUGCUUCAGGCACUGUUGAGUUGCAGGUUGUAGCUGGAGGAGAAGUGAGUGUCAUAACUGGUCAGCAGCAGGAUCCACCUACAUCCAAUCUUUCAUUUACGGGACUAACUUCAACCAGCAUUUUUCAGGAUGAUUUAGGACCUCCUCAGUACAAGACCAUUACUUUGGAUAGAGGACCAGAUGGCCUAGGUUUUAGUAUUGUGGGUGGUUAUGGCAGUCCCCAUGGAGACUUACCCAUUUAUGUGAAGACAGUGUUUGCAAAGGGUGCAGCAGCAGAAGAUGGACGCCUGAAGAGGGGGGAUCAAAUCAUUGCUGUGAAUGGGCAGAGUUUAGAAGGGGUGACCCAUGAGGAAGCAGUUGCUAUUCUGAAAAGGACAAAAGGAACAGUCACUUUGACUGUUUUGUCGUGAACUGGCUGCCCAAAGGGGUAGGGUCAAUAAGACUAUGUUAUUUACAUUCCGUAUAGCAAAGAGAAUGGAAGUGUUUAUAUAGCCUUCUUGCUCUUCCAGCUUCACAGGACUGUGUUACAACACUGAUGAAAAAAAAACCAUUUAACCAUAUUUUUGUAUGCAAUAGAAGUAUUUCUUUUACUGUUAAACUACUGGGAUGGUGUUAUGUAAACUAUGGAAAGACAGUGAUAUUUUUCCUAUUAGUGUUAAAAUGAUUGCUUGUAAGC